Messenger RNA from Zygotorulaspora mrakii, 1152 nucleotides. RefSeq names its product diphthamide synthase (gene RRT2). Gene Ontology annotation, molecular function: protein binding. The coding region runs from base 1 to 1152 and encodes 383 amino acids. Lineage: Eukaryota; Fungi; Ascomycota; Saccharomycetes; Saccharomycetales; Saccharomycetaceae. The record is from RefSeq and is a predicted model, not a curated record. The transcript has a single exon.
AUGGAAGAAUCAAAGAUAAUAAAGGCAACUACGACACAAUUGCCCCCAUGUUGUUUACGAAUAGUUGACAAUGAAUAUAUCCUCGUCGGCUCCUACCAUUUGGACAAGCCAAGCGGUAAAAGAACGGGCCUAAUGGAAAUCUUUGACCGAAAUCUAGAACUUACAAAUUCCUACCCAACAUAUGGCGCAAUUCUGGAUUUAAAAUUGUCUCCGUUUGAUACCAAUCUAGUAGCAACAGCUCACUCAACCGGUAAUGUAACUGUUUGGAAAUUUACGUUAACCAAAGACAAAAAAUCUGUCGAACUACGUCAAUUGGGCAAUUUACAAGUAUUUGAUGUGAAUAUUCUUGUCACGUCUUUACAAUUUUCUCCUUUAGAUUCAAGGAUUCUGUUAGCUACAAACACUUUGGGCACCUCGGCGAUCAUAGAUCUUGUAGAUGAAUCGGUAACAUUUAGUAUUGACUCCACGGCUACCACUUACCAAAGAUUGGUUAAAACUAGCUAUAAUGUCCAAGGUAGUUUCGAAAAUGCGAUGGAAGUGAAGGCUCGCAAAUUUGCGGGAAAACAUGCCCUGGAAUGCUGGACAGGUGAAUUUGGUCAACUACAGCCUUUACAAAAUGUUGUAUUUACGGGUGGCGAUGAUGCAACAAUAAUGGCUCAUGAUCUCCGCACAAAGGCUACAGUGUGGUCAAAUAAUAGGAUACACGAAGCAGGGGUUGUUGGCAUCAAGACUAGCUCGCCCACUUUUCGGAAUUCGAAAUCAACUUCUAUAAUUACCGGCUCCUAUGACGACAAAAUAAGAUCACUUGAUUUACGAAUGUUAGGAGAUGAUAUCUAUCCUGGGCACAAUACACCCGUAGCAAAACAAUGGGACUGCGAUUUGGGCGGUGGAGUAUGGAGAUUCUCUGAAAUGCCUUCAAAUCUAACUAGAACCUUUUCAGAAGCACCUAGUAACUCGAAUAAAUUGCUUGUUUGUUGUAUGUAUAAUGGUGCAAAAGUUGUAGAUGUAGCGGAAGAUUCGGAGGACAUGUUCAGGGUUACAAACUAUCUGAAGAAAGGACAUGAAUCGAUGUGUUAUGGGGGAGAUUGGUGUACAGACUUCAUUGCUACAUGUUCUUUCUACGAUAACUCGCUGCAAAUAUGGAACUUAUAG